Phyllopteryx taeniolatus (common seadragon) is the source of this 2962-nucleotide messenger RNA. Its product is annotated as solute carrier family 40 member 1. Gene Ontology annotation, molecular function: iron ion transmembrane transporter activity. The transcript has 8 exons. Gene Ontology annotation, cellular component: membrane. The coding region runs from base 144 to 1991 and encodes 615 amino acids. Gene Ontology annotation, biological process: iron ion transmembrane transport. The record is from RefSeq and is a predicted model, not a curated record. Lineage: Eukaryota; Metazoa; Chordata; Actinopteri; Syngnathiformes; Syngnathidae.
GGGACGCUAUUAAGCCUUUCAGACUACUACAGCUUGAAUUCCAGCUCUCAGGAAAGACGAGCAUCCCAAUGUAGGCUACAUGGCACAACAUACAUCAUCAAGAAACAGCAGCAAGGAUCGAGUGUAACACCGGAAACGAGGCAAUGUCCCAGCGAGCCGAGUCCUCCCAGUGUGGUGGCGUUGUGGUCGAGUUUGAGCCUGAUGACAUCAGGAAUGCGAGAGCCAAGAAAGCCAGGAGCAUACCAGGUUCAGCACUUAUCUACCUCAAGGGUCCCAAGUUCCUCAUCUAUGUCAGUGGAGCGUUGUCAAUGUGGGGCGACCGAAUGUGGCAUUUUGCCAUCUCUGUGUUCCUGGUCGAGCUGUACGGACGUAACUUGCUGUUGACUGCGGUGUUCGGCUUGGUGGUGGCUGGCUCGGUGCUCCUGCUCGGAGCUUUGAUCGGAGACUGGGUUGACCGCAAUCCCAGGAAUAAAGUUGCACAUGCGUCUCUUUUCAUCCAGAACAUCUCAGUGACAAUUUGCAGCAUUGUGCUUAUGCUGGUCUUCUCAUAUAAGCAAAGGAUUGAGCAGAUCUGGGAUGGCUGGCUGACUGUGGUUUGUUAUACGGUGGUGAUCGUCCUGGCAGAUGUGGCAAACCUUGCAAGCACUGCGCUGACCAUUGCCAUCCAGCGGGACUGGAUCAUAGUCAUCACCGGCUACAACCGCGGCCACCUAGCCGGUAAGAGGAUUCGCCCUCUCGGGAAUGCACGUGGUCGUGGCGAGCGAGCAAGCGCGUUAACCUCGACCUCUCUGAUCCCGACAAAAGGAAUGAAUGCCACCAUGAGGCGGAUAGAUCAGGUGACGAACAUCCUGGCCCCGCUCGCGGUGGGACAGGUUAUGACCCUGGCCUCCAACGUAGUUGGGUGUGGCUUCAUCCUGGGAUGGAACCUCGUGUCUCUCAUUGUGGAGUUCUUCUUCUUGUCGCGGGUGUACCGCAUCGUCCCCGCUCUUUCCGUCAAACCGCCAACGGCGGUGGACCAGGCCACUCUGCAAGGGAUGGACAGGAGAAGAUCACAAGGCGAAGGUCAAGUCGUUCAGCCUCUGGCAGAAGACAACAGCGACGCCAGCCUUCACCUAAACGAAAUCACCUAUCUCCCGCUGUGCUUCCGGAGGUUUCGCUGGCUGGUGAGCACCUGCAAGGACGGAUGGAGGUCUUACUAUCAGCAGCCAGUGUUCCUGGCCGGAAUGGGCCUGGCGUUCCUCUACACCACCGUACUGGGCUUUGAUUGCAUCACCACUGGCUACGCCUACACUCAGGGCAUAAGCGGCUCCCUCCUCAGUUUGCUGAUGGGAGUAUCGGCCAUCACGGGACUGAUGGGCACCGUCAUGUUUACGAGACUGAGGAAGAUGUACGGUCUGAUCAACACCGGCAUCAUCUCCAGCUGCCUCCACCUGGGCUGCUUGCUACUGUGCGUGUGCUCCGUUUUUGCCCCCGGAAGCCCCAUGGAUCUCAGUUUGCUCAUUCCUUACUUUACCUCGAACUCCUCCUCUGAGCUUGGAGGGAUGGCGAGCCAAAGACAAAAACACACGUCUCCUCUGAGAGGAGGCAGCAAUCAACCACUUCUACCCGACCGCUCCUCCAUCCACUGGACCAACAACACUGUGCUUUUUGACAACGUGCCCUCCGGUAGCGCACCGGAAUCUUACAUCUCCAUUAUCCUGUUGUUCAUGGGCGUCAUCACGGCACGCAUCGGUUUGUGGUCCUUUGACCUGACCGUCACCCAGCUGUUGCAGGAGAACAUCUGUGAGUCUGAGCGAGGUGUUGUAAAUGGGGUGCAGAGCUCUAUGAAUUACCUGAUGGACCUGCUCCACUUCAUAAUGGUCAUCUCCGCUCCACAGCCACAGCAUUUUGGCAUCCUAGUUCUCAUUUCUGUGCUCUUCAUCACCACUGGACACACUAUGUACUUCCUGUAUGCGCACAAAGCCAAGAGAAAACGUCACCUGAACACCUAAAGGGGGGAGACGGGGCCCACAAAUGCAAAGCACGAGACGCUUACCAGCACUGAGUCCGCUCUGACCGCGCGAAACGAAUGUCUCCCUCCUGUUCCGUGAAUUAGCCAUUCCGUUCAGCACACAACAGUCAGAGUCUGUCUCACCUCAGCUGCUUCCUUCCUGCAGGGCCUGCGUGUGAUAAAGCAGCAAACCAGAACUCAGGUGCAAAAGAAUGGGAGCAACACUGUAUCAUGAAUAUGAAUGGCCGCUAUAAAUGCAGCAAUGAAACCUCCGGGGGAGACGUCCGAGUGGAAUUUACAACGGCACUCUAUGCCUUCGUAAGCCCCAUAGGAUCACAGCAAGGCUUUCAAUGAACCUUUUCAAGCUUUCUCUAUGGAAGUGGAUGGAUGGUGACAUUUUUUUUUUAGCCUGCACGCACAAAAGAACCAUCGUUGGGAGGAAAAUACUGAUGCAUAGAAAAGAAAGACGUACAGUGCAGUAUACGGAUGUUACUGAUCCACCCACUUGGAAAUGUUCCAGGAUUCCAAUAAAGGGAAAUAAAGGGAAUUACACGAGAUCAUAUGAAAUAAAGCUGAAAUAAAAAUAAGAAAGGCAGCUCCCUUUUGAAUGGACGAAACAUUUUCUUUGCCUGAUUAAUUUUCAUGUGCAUGAAUCCAAAGAACACAUGGCACAUAAAUAAACAUAGGCAUCGACGCUAUAGAACACAACAUUUUUCCUCCAAUGGCUUGUGUAUGUAAAAUAACCAAUAUCAUAGUGUUAGUAAAUAUUUUUCAAAAUGUUUGAAAUCAACACUGUCACAUUUCAAAUGAACCCACCGUGACCUCACCUCGACAAAGAGCAAGAACACAGUCAGUUGGGGAUUAUUUUCAUAUUGCCUCCAUGUACAGUACAUCCCACAACCAGCAUCACCUCUGCAAUAUAUUUGUAUCAUUUUCCUGUGACCUCUACAUAUCGUGUGUUGCCACUGUUUA